CACGCCUCCUCCAGUCAUCUCCAGCCAUGGCUCCGAGUGAACGCUGUCUACUCCACCGACAGAGCACAAAACCGAGAGGAAAGUGUUGCUGUUAAGCCGUUCAUAAUGAAACGAGGAAGGACAGGUCUCAAAUCCAAGUGCCAGACCUUCCCCUCCCAUGAAGAGAGGGCUAAGAGACAGAAGUGGGGGGCGUCCAGCUUCGCCCUGACUCCAGUACAGGACUGGGGUAACCUGCCCCACCACAUCGUCCUGCAGAUCUUCCAGCAUCUGUCCCUCAUCGACCGGGCCAGGGCCUCGUCUGUGUGCCGCUGCUGGAAUGACGUCUUUCACACGCCUGACUUGUGGAGGAGAUUUGAAUUUGAGCUCAAUCAGUCGGCUACAUCUUACCUGCGCUCCACUCACCCUGACCUCAUUCAGCAGAUCAUCAAGAAGCACGCCCAGCACCUGCAGUACGUCAGCUUCAAGGUGGACAGCUGCACAGAAUCUGCAGAGGCGGCCUGUGACAUUCUCUCCCAGCUGGUGAACUGUACCAUUAAGACCCUGGGGCUGAUUUCCACAGCACGGCCCAGCUUCAUGGACGUGUCUCAGGCCCACUUUGUGUCUGCACUGACAGUGGUGUUUGUCAACUCCAAGUCCCUGUCCUCUAUCAAGAUUGAUGAUACGCCGGUGGACGACCCGUCCCUGAAGGUGCUGGUUGCUAACAACAGCGACACCCUCAAGCUGCUGAAGAUGAGCAGCUGUCCUCAUGUCUCCCCAGCAGGUAUCCUGUGUGUUGCAGACCAGUGCCAUGGUCUCAGGGAGCUGGCGUUGAACUACCAUCUCCUGAGCGACGAGCUCCUGCUUGCCCUGUCCUCUGAAAAACACGUUCACUUGGAGCACCUGCGCAUUGACGUGGUGAGCGAAAACCCCGGCCAGACACAUUUUCACGCAAUCAAAAGAAGCAGCUGGGAGGCUUUGGUCCGACACUCACCCAAGGUCGACAUCGUCAUGUACUUCUUCCUCUAUGAGGAGGAGUUUGAGCCCUUCUUCCGUGAGGAGACUCCCGUCACCCACCUGUACUUUGGCCGGACGGUCAGCAAAGAGAUGCUCGGCCGCAUCGGACUGAACUGCCCUCGGCUGGUGGAGCUGGUGGUGUGCGCCAACGGCCUGGAGCCCCUCGACGAGGAGCUGAUCCGCAUCGCUGAACGCUGCAAAAGCUUGACGGCCAUCGGGCUAGGCGAGUGCGAAGUGACCUGCAGUGGCUUUGUGGAGUUCGUAAAGAUGUGCGGGGGCAGGCUGACUCAGCUGUCAAUCAUGGAGGAGGUGCUGAUCCCAGACAGCAGCUACAACACGGAGCAGAUCCACAGUGAGGUGUCCAAGCACCUGGGCCGCAUGUGGUUCCCCGAUAUGAUGCCCACCUGGUAGGCUGACAUAAAGCCAGCAUGGAGGUUAAUGA
Messenger RNA from Chelmon rostratus (copperband butterflyfish), 1435 nucleotides. It is a transcript of the gene fbxl3l, whose product is annotated as F-box and leucine-rich repeat protein 3, like. NCBI's taxonomy places the organism in Eukaryota, Metazoa, Chordata, Actinopteri, Chaetodontiformes, Chaetodontidae. The coding region runs from base 106 to 1404 and encodes 432 amino acids. The record is from RefSeq and is a predicted model, not a curated record. Gene Ontology annotation, cellular component: cytosol; nucleus; SCF ubiquitin ligase complex. Gene Ontology annotation, biological process: regulation of cell cycle; SCF-dependent proteasomal ubiquitin-dependent protein catabolic process; entrainment of circadian clock by photoperiod. Gene Ontology annotation, molecular function: protein binding. The transcript is spliced from 5 exons.